Enhydra lutris kenyoni (northern sea otter) is the source of this 1116-nucleotide messenger RNA. RefSeq names its product RAB25, member RAS oncogene family. The record is from RefSeq and is a predicted model, not a curated record. The coding region runs from base 250 to 894 and encodes 214 amino acids. Lineage: Eukaryota; Metazoa; Chordata; Mammalia; Carnivora; Mustelidae. Gene Ontology annotation, cellular component: recycling endosome. The transcript has 4 exons. Gene Ontology annotation, biological process: exocytosis. Gene Ontology annotation, molecular function: GTPase activity; GTP binding.
ACCUACGCCCUGGCCGCAUCCACACGCCCUGCCAACCUCAUAGCCCUGAGCACCGACACCCAGGAACAGCCGGCGGCCGGCGCCCCUCCGCGGAAGUGCAGGCCGACCAGACCAAGAGCCCUGCCAGGCCUGCAGCCCCCACUCUCGGCCCCUCACCCGGGAGUCUGGAACCCUCCGCCAGGAGGCUGGGCUCCUCCCUCAGUUUCCUGGGCUCCUCCCUCAGUUUCCUGGGCUCGGCCCCGGCUCCCGAUGCACGGUGGCCCCCAGCUCAGCCCUGUCUCUCCCUGGCUGACAGUGGUGCUGAUCGGCGAGUCGGGCGUGGGGAAGACCAACCUGCUGUCCCGGUUCACACGGAACGAGUUCAGCCAGGACAGCCGCACCACCAUCGGGGUCGAGUUCUCCACCCGCACGGUCAUGCUGGGUACGGCCGCCAUCAAGGCGCAGAUCUGGGACACGGCUGGCCUGGAGCGGUACCGAGCCAUCACCUCCGCGUACUAUCGUGGCGCGGCGGGGGCCCUGCUGGUAUUUGACGUCACUAAGCACCAGACCUACGCUGCGGCGGAGCGCUGGCUGAAGGAGCUCUACGAUCACGCCGAGGCCACGAUCGCGGUCAUGCUCGUGGGCAACAAGAGUGACCUCCAGCAGGCCCGGGAGGUGCCAACAGAAGAGGCCCGAAUGUUUGCUGAAAACAAUGGGCUGCUCUUCCUGGAGACCUCAGCCCUGGAUUCCACCAAUGUCGAGUUGGCCUUCCAGACGGUCCUCAAAGAGAUCUUCACCAAAGUGUCCAAGCAGAGGCAAAGCAGCAGCCGGACCAACGCCAUCACUCUAGGCGGUGCCCAGGCUGGGCAAGAGCCGGGCCCAGGUGAGAAGAGGGCCUGUUGCAUCAGCCUCUGACCCCGGCCUGCCCCUGCCCGGCCCCCGCUGGCUUUUUGGUGCCCCGCUCCCACCCCGGGUCCAGGAUCUCUCCCUGCCCUGUGGUUCCAGAUGUCAGAGUGGCCCCACGGAGCUCCACGAGCUUCCCACCCCCCCCACCCCCGUAUCUCUAUUACCUGUCCCUCCCCAAAUCUGCCCCGCCACCACCACACAGAUCAAGUCUUCAAAUAAAGCUGUGUUUUG